Molecule: messenger RNA, 2581 nt
Organism: Sus scrofa (pig)
Lineage: Eukaryota; Metazoa; Chordata; Mammalia; Artiodactyla; Suidae
Gene: SLC6A3
Product: solute carrier family 6 member 3
Biological process (GO): nitrogen compound transport; amino acid transport; sodium ion transmembrane transport
Cellular component (GO): plasma membrane
Molecular function (GO): dopamine:sodium symporter activity
Source: RefSeq, a predicted model, not a curated record
GAGCGCAGCGAGACCGGAGCGGAGCUUUCGCGGACACUUGGCAGCAGGACCAGUGGGACCACCUACGGAGCCGAGGCCGGGCGCGCAGACCCAGAGGGAAGAUCUGCUCGGGGCUCCUGCUCCCCGGAUGCCAUGAGGCACAGCAGGUGCUCCGUGGCCCUGGUGUCUUCCGCGGUGGCGCCAGCCAAGGAGGCCAACGCCACGGGCCCCAAGGCGGUGGAGCUGGUCCUGGUCAAGGAGCAAAAUGGGGUGCAGCUCACGAACUCCACCCUCCUCAGCCCCCCGCAGAGCUGCGCCGAGGCCCCAGAUCGGGAGACCUGGAGCAAGAAGGCCGACUUCCUCCUCUCGGUGAUUGGCUUCGCCGUGGACCUGGCCAACGUCUGGCGGUUUCCUUACCUGUGCUACAAAAAUGGUGGGGGUGCCUUCCUGGUCCCCUACCUGUUCUUCAUGGUCAUUGCCGGGAUGCCGCUUUUCUACAUGGAGCUGGCCCUUGGGCAGUUCAACAGGGAGGGGGCUGCUGGCGUCUGGAAGAUCUGCCCCAUCCUGAAAGGCGUGGGCUACUCUGUCAUCCUUAUCUCGCUCUACAUCGGCUUCUUCUACAACGUCAUCAUCGCCUGGGCCCUGCACUACCUCUUCUCCUCCCUGACGGCCGAGCUGCCCUGGACCCACUGCAACAACACCUGGAACAGCCCCCACUGCUCCGACGCCCGCGCCGCCAACUCCAGCGCCAACGACACCAGGACCACGCCUGCCGCCGAGUACUUCGAGCGCGGCGUGCUGCACCUCCACGAGAGCCGCGGCAUCGACGACCUGGGCCCGCCCCGGUGGCAGCUCACGUCCUGUCUGGUGCUGGUCAUCAUCCUGCUCUACUUCAGCCUGUGGAAGGGAGUGAGGACCUCGGGCAAGGUCGUGUGGAUCACGGCCACCAUGCCCUACGUGGUCCUGCUGGCACUGCUCCUGCGAGGCAUCACGCUCCCCGGGGCCCUGGACGGCAUCCGCGCUUACCUGAGCGUGGACUUCCACCGGCUCUGCGAGGCCUCGGUCUGGAUAGACGCCGCCAUCCAGAUAUGCUUCUCGCUGGGGGUCGGCCUGGGGGUGCUCAUCGCCUUCUCCAGCUACAACAAGUUCACCAACAACUGCUACAGAGACGCCAUCAUCACCACCUCUGUCAACUCCCUGACCAGCUUCUCCUCCGGCUUCGUGGUCUUCUCCUUCCUGGGCUACAUGGCCCAGAAGCACAGCGUGCCCAUCGGGGACGUGGCCAAGGACGGGCCCGGGCUGAUAUUCACCAUCUACCCCGAGGCGCUCGCCACGCUCCCGCUGUCCUCCGUCUGGGCCGUGGUUUUCUUCGUCAUGCUGCUCACCCUGGGGAUCGACAGCGCCAUGGGCGGGAUGGAGUCGGUCAUCACCGGCCUCAUCGACGAGUUCCAGCUGCUGCACAGGCACCGGAAGCUCUUCACCCUCUUCGUGGUGCUGACCACCUUCUUCCUCUCCCUCUUCUGCGUCACCAACGGCGGCAUCUACGUCUUCACGCUGCUGGACCACUUCGCGGCCGGCACGUCCAUCCUCUUCGGGGUGCUCCUGGAGGUCAUUGGGGUGGCCUGGUUCUACGGCGUGUGGCAGUUCAGCGACGACAUCAAGCAGAUGACUGGGCAGCGUCCCAGCCUCUACUGGCGGCUGUGCUGGAAGUUCAUCAGCCCCUGCUUCCUCCUGUUCGUGGUCGUGGUCAGCAUCGCGACCUUCAGGCCCCCGCACUACGGCGCCUACGUCUUCCCCGAGUGGGCCAACGCGCUGGGCUGGGCCAUCGCCGCGUCCUCCAUGUCCGUGGCGCCCGUCUACGCCGCCUACAAGUUCUGCAGCCUGCCCGGGUCCCUGAGGGAGAAACUGGCCUACGCCAUCACGCCAGAGAAGGAGCACGAGCAGCUGGACAGGGGGGAGGUGCGCCAGUUCACGCUCCGCCACUGGCUGGUGGUGUAGACGGGAGCAGGGAGGAAAACUCGCUGGACACCGUCCGCGGCAGGACAGACGCAAACGGAGAAGGAAAAUGCGCUUCCGGAAGGACCGGCCGCGCCCGCUCUGUACCUCCUGCUUCGCUUUCCCUCGGAUGCUCACGGCCUCCUGCCCGGGGGCGACCUGACCCGCCGUCGUCCGUGUCGUUGUGUAACUUUCGUGGUCUGUGCCUGUCCCGCAGGCAGAAACAUCCCAGUCGCGUUCCGUGCAUAUAGAGCCGGCUGCCCCCUCCCCGCGUCCCCCCAGCGGCCCCCGCAGCCGUCCCCUCGCUGCCGUCAAGGGGUGCACGCGAGAAGGCCGGUAACUGCGCAUCGCGGGCUCUCAGCCGAGAACCCAGCGCUCACAGAGCUUCCCGGGCCCUUUGUUUGCUCGUGUGAAAAGAGCCAAGUGUCAUGUUUUGCCUAAUUGUGCAGAGGUGACGUGGAGGAGCAGACAAAGGUGACAGUGCAGGACCAGUGUCCUUCCCAGGGGCGCUGAGCGCCCGCGCAGAAAGCCCACGUUGUCGUGUCCGCGUGUCUCCACAGCGGCCUCUGUGUGGUUGUCACCAACAAUAAAGAACCUGACGGGAAAA